CGAGGGGCGUGCCUGGUGGGUCUGACGGCACCCCAACCUCUUGCACAGGCCGCUAUGUCGAGGAGCCGUGCAGCAGCCCCCACACCCGGAGCGAGUGCGAGGUGUGUGACACAGGGAUGUACACGGAACACGCCAACGGCCUGCCGUCCUGCCUGCUGUGCACCACCUGCCGCGAGGACCAGGAGAUGGUGAGUGACUGCACCCCGAAACGGAACCGGCAGUGCCAGUGCAAGACCGGGGAGUUCUACUGUGACUCUGAGGACUGCCCGGAGAGCUGCUACCGCUGCACCAGGUGCCCCGAGGGGAAGGUCGUCCUGCAGACGUGCAACACCACGGCCGACACCCUGUGCGGCCUGCCCGGCCCAGGGCCAGGGAGCCGACACCGGUUCUGGUGGAUGGCGGGCUGGCUCUUUGCCGCGGUGGUCGGGGCCCUCGUCAUUCUCUGCGUCAGGAAACCCGGAGACGGAGGCGGCCGGGCGGCCUGCUGUUGUCCCCGUGCAGGACCUGUCUUCACAGGACGCCGUUACAGAAGAGACAGCCUGGAGAGCUCAGUGGCCUUCGUGUCAUCACCUGAGACCCCAGAUGCAGACGCUCCGCUCCCCACAACGGGGGCCCCCCACCUGCCUGAAGACCGCCUGGACGAGGCGUCCAAGCCCCAGAUCUUCCCUGGGACCCCGGAGAGCCCGGCGGGAGGUGGCCCGCAGCCGGAGGCGGAGGCAGGUGACGAGGCCGGGACCCAGGAUGGUCACCACGGCCUGACCCUUCUCCACCCCCCGCCCCCCUGGCCUGAGUGUCCGGCUGAGGUCAUGAGGGAUCUUGUGGACACAAAGGGGCCAUCUGCUGCAGCUGAGGAGCUCAGGAGGCCUGUGAGGCUGUCUUACCACCUCGGAGACCAGGUGACCACACAGGAUGGUCUGAAAUCAAAACUUUUCAAGCCUGGCCAGCAUCGCUUAGUGGUUAGCAUGUCGGACGGUCCACGGAAGCGUCGGUCACUCCCCAUCUAUCUGAGCCCCUGCGUGAGACAGCCAGUCAAUGAGCCUUUCUCUCGCCCCCAUCACUCCAUGUCUUAUACCACUGACAUGGAGUCUCCGCAACCCGGGCCUGGAGUUUGUAUUUCUCCCAGAACACCCAGCUGGCCUGGCACCGGUGUGGACGCAUCCUGCCCUCUGUGUCACUCCCAGGCAAAUGGGACUCCAGUUUGGAGACUCCAGGGAAAGGAGGAUUAACAAAAUAGAACAACUUUGUCCCCGGCCGGUGGGGUUCAGUGGUGAGGCAUCGACCUAGGAACCAGGAGGUCACGAUUCGCUCUCCCGUCGGGGCACGUGCCUGGGUUGUGCGCUGGAUCCCCGGUGUGGGGCGCGCAGGAGGCAGCCAAUCAGUGGUUCUCUCUCAUCACUGAAGUUUCU
Myotis lucifugus (little brown bat) is the source of this 1406-nucleotide messenger RNA. RefSeq lists its product as uncharacterized. NCBI's taxonomy places the organism in Eukaryota, Metazoa, Chordata, Mammalia, Chiroptera, Vespertilionidae. Gene Ontology annotation, biological process: TRAIL-activated apoptotic signaling pathway; positive regulation of apoptotic process. The record is from RefSeq and is a predicted model, not a curated record. Gene Ontology annotation, molecular function: protein binding. The transcript has 6 exons. The coding region runs from base 117 to 1226 and encodes 369 amino acids. Gene Ontology annotation, cellular component: cell surface; plasma membrane.